Messenger RNA from Capsicum annuum, 1144 nucleotides. RefSeq names its product membrin-11. Gene Ontology annotation, cellular component: late endosome membrane; endoplasmic reticulum membrane; ER to Golgi transport vesicle membrane. The transcript is spliced from 4 exons. Gene Ontology annotation, molecular function: SNARE binding; SNAP receptor activity. Lineage: Eukaryota; Viridiplantae; Streptophyta; Magnoliopsida; Solanales; Solanaceae. Bases 151 to 906 code for a protein of 251 amino acids. Gene Ontology annotation, biological process: vesicle fusion; vesicle-mediated transport. The record is from RefSeq and is a predicted model, not a curated record.
UGUUAUACCAUGGCCUUGCACUUCUAGUAUCAAAAAUAUGUUACCAAAAAAAAAAAGAAAAAAACAAGGAAAAAAUCCGUACAGAAAAAUACAUAAACCGAACCAUUUGGGUAAUACAUUUCAAAGACGUUCUCAAAAGACACGCAAACCAUGGCAACGGCGGUUGGGAUCGGAGUCCGAGAAGGAAAUUCCGGUACAGGCGGUGGAAACUUAUCGGAACUUUACCAAAAUUCCAGGCGGCUCUUACUCAAAUCUCGAGAUGGUUUGGAGAAGGUCGAGCGAUUCGAGUACACUUCUUCAUCUUCUUAUUUGCAAUCUUUGUCUUCGUCAUCGAGUGCCCCUAUGGCCGAUCCAUCGGAACAAUCGUUUGACGCUUUGAGAAACGAUAUCGCUCAGAUCCAGUUUCUUUGCUCUGAGAUGGAAAUUCUUUGGCGAUCUAUAUCUGCUAAAUCACAGCGUGAUCUCUGGAAAAGGAAAGUGGAGCAAGUGGCUGAAGAAGCUGACUCUUUGAAAGCUAGUCUGGAUAAAUAUAAUUUAAGACAUCAGCGGCGUAUGCAAGAAGCCCGAGAGAGAGCAGAACUGAUUGGGAGAACUAAUGGUGAUUCAUCCCAUGUUCUGAGGAUUUUUGAUGACGAAGCACAAGCCAUGCAAUCUGCUCGUAGGUCAUCCAGGAUGAUGGAAGAAACCCUGGCAACGGGUGUGGCCAUUCUCUCCAAAUAUAGUGAGCAAAGGGAUCGUUUGAAGAGAGCCCAACGAAAAGCACUCGACGUGCUCAACACUUUGGGGCUGUCGAAUUCUGUAAUGAGACUCAUUGAGAAGAGGAAUCGUGUCGAUAGAUGGAUCAAAUAUGCAGGGAUGGUCUUAACAAUCGCAAUCCUGAUUUUCAUUUGGAGGUGGACAAGAUGAUAGGUGCUUGAUCAUCAACUGGACCAUGAAAACACACAUUUUCUUGGGGUAGUAUUGAGGGCUAUGCAAUUGUGAGAAUCAUGCUAGAGGAAUCAAGAGGAAUUCGACUUGUGUAGCCUAUCUUGAACUCAUGGAGAAAUCUUGAUAAGCAUUACUGCAUUGUAAAAUGUCAAAAAUGAACAUUAUUUUUGGAAACGUUACUGGUAUAUAUCAAUGAAGUUACCAAGUUUAUGCUGUA